Messenger RNA from Wasmannia auropunctata (little fire ant), 2503 nucleotides. It is a transcript of the gene HSPBAP1, whose product is annotated as HSPB1-associated protein 1. Gene Ontology annotation, molecular function: 2-oxoglutarate-dependent dioxygenase activity. Bases 485 to 1729 code for a protein of 414 amino acids. The record is from RefSeq and is a predicted model, not a curated record. The transcript is spliced from 4 exons. NCBI's taxonomy places the organism in Eukaryota, Metazoa, Arthropoda, Insecta, Hymenoptera, Formicidae.
AUGUUUCAAGUUUAUUUUCUGUUAAGCAGAUUCACAUUGCUUCGACAUCUAAUAUCCAAUAGGAAAGGUUGUUUCCUGGACAAAAAUAUCUCUUAUGUCGAUAUCGUGUACAGUGUGAAUCCUGCAUAACGGAGUCUUCCUCUUUGGACAUCGUAAUUGAAUGUUGGAUGCAGUGUGCAUCUUGCUUUCAAGUGUUUACGAGUGUUUACAAUUAUUCGCGUACAUUUAUCCACUUUUAUCUAUCAGACUUCUGUCUUUUUCUUCUAUUUAUUAAACCUGUAUCUUUUUCUUCUCGCUAUUAAUGAAAUAAUAUCAAAGUUUACAUACAAGAUUCUCUGAAAAAUAACUUAGCUGUCGUAGUUUGAAAGAUUUCGUGCAUUUAAUUAAAGUCAAUAACUUUAAAGGAUUAAUUAGUUUAAAAUUCAAAUAAAAUAAGAAAAAUAUCUAAAUUUAACAACUAUAUCUUAUAAAGAUAUUUAUAAAUAUGAAUCACCCUUUACCACCUUCGGAGGAUAUUCUGAGAGAGAUUCUACCAGAACUCGAAGAACCUGUAUUGUUUAAGAAUAUGUUGCAAAAUUCUGAUGGCUCCUAUGAAUGGAAAUUACUUGAAUGGAGUCUGACAGAAUUGGUUCAGAAGUUCGGAAAUAAUCCAUUACCAUUUCGAAUUGGUAAUCACAACAAGCGUACAGGCAAUCUUCAACAUAGCCAUUGGUGCGUGAGUCCACCUUCACAUCCGCUUUAUUUAUCGCUGCAAGAAUUUAUUGAUUUACAAAAAACAAAACAGAAAAUGUGGUAUUACUGUGAUUACAAACAUAUAAAAGAGUGGCUCAGUGACAACACAGAAAUUAUAGAAUCUUUCAAUUGGCUCAAAUUUGGGAUUGACAAAGAACUUGGUAAAAAUGGACUGCAUUCUACUUUUUGGAUCGGAAGCAAAGGCUCUCAUACCGACUGUCAUUGGGAUACCUAUGGUUACAAUUUAGUGGCACAAAUAUAUGGCCGAAAACAAUGGUUGCUUUAUCCACCUAAUGCUGCUCUUAUACCAGUUAGACUUCCUUACGAAGAGUCAACUGUAUAUAGCAGAUUUAAUAUUUAUUGCUUGAGUGAAGAGGAAAAAGAUUGUUUAUUGGAUAUACCAGAUAAACCAAAAUUAAUAACCUUAGAGCCUGGAGAUGUUUUAUUUGUGCCUAAUGGUUGGUGGCAUUAUGUGGAAUCUUUAGAUCAAAUCAAUGUGAGCGUUAAUAUGUGGGGAAAACUGAAAAUGGAUAGUAGAGCACGAGUCGAGGAAGCUCUGGUUAAAUUGAUAGUAGCCAAGAUGGGAGACUAUAAUGAGUUUCCAAAUAAGGAAACUAUAUAUUAUACAACAGAAGUCGAACGCGCUGUUGUUGAACGCACGCGAGAAGAAGAGGAGGAAGAGAAAGAGGAGGAGAAAUCAGAAGCAGAAAUACCUGCAAAAAGGCUUAAAUUACCACAUACUGCAACAGAAUUAGCUGAAGAAUAUCCUUAUUUUAUUAAGUUGUUACCUGACGCAGAGGAACACGAAUUCAAAGAAUUUAUUGAAGAAAGAUGGAAAAGAGAUAAGGAGAAGUAUCCGUCAGAAGAAACAACCGCAUCUGGAGAUUAUGUACCUAAUCCUCAAUAUGAUUCAUUCUUUGAAUCUCUUAUCAAUGCCCUAUGUCAUCCAGAGGUUAUUAGUAAAGCAGCGAAAGUAUUGUUAGAAAGACAUUACUAAUAACGUCACUAGUAUUUAUAAAAAUGUUUUUUUAAAUUAUCUUGAACCAGGCAGUGUUUCUUAUAUUUAUAGAUGCUGAGAACAAUGCAAAUUUCAUCAGCACGUUAAGUUUCCAAAAUAAUUGAGGUUUAAUGUGUAAAGAUUGCUUUUUUUGAGAUAUUUAAAUUUUUUCUAAAACUAAUUAACGUUAAAAUUGCGUAAAGUAAAAUUUUGAUCAGAAGACAAAUGUAUUGUUUAGAAACCCUAUGUAAUGCAAAAUUUUUUAAUCUAUAUGCGAUUAUAUAUGUGCUUGCCUGAUGUAUACAUAAUGCAUACACAUAUCAAGCAGAAUCUAUAUUAUGACAAACAUACUACAUUGUGUAUAUGUAUUGAUAGUCACAAAUUAUAAAUUAUAAAUGACUUCAUUCGUAACGGUUUAAUUUGGUUUGUAGCAUCGUUUUUAGCAUCUAAAAAUAUACAAGCUACACAUUGUCUGGUUCAUAAUAAUUUUUGAUAAUAAAUAUAAACUAGUGUAAUCUGUGACGAUUGAAUUUCUAUUACAUAAAUGUAAGAUUACAUGUAAGAUAAUAACAAUUUUUUUUUAUUACUGUAAUGGUAUUAUGUAUAUCUAGAUAUCGAUCAGUCAUGCCAAAAUUCUAAAAUUUACUUAUCGAAAUUAUAGAAAAUUUAUUAGAACAUAACCGAAUCUUUAACUAUUUUGACAAUUAAUAUAAAAUGGAUACAUAUUUAAGUGUUAAACUUAAUGUGCGAAUAAAAUGAGUCUUCAAAACCGAA